This is a messenger RNA of Lycium barbarum (goji berry), 1552 nucleotides long. RefSeq lists its product as uncharacterized. Lineage: Eukaryota; Viridiplantae; Streptophyta; Magnoliopsida; Solanales; Solanaceae. Gene Ontology annotation, biological process: alternative mRNA splicing, via spliceosome. Bases 91 to 1179 code for a protein of 362 amino acids. The transcript has 6 exons. The record is from RefSeq and is a predicted model, not a curated record. Gene Ontology annotation, cellular component: nucleus; cytoplasm.
GUCAAUUCCCCCAAUUUUUAUGGCCAAAAGAAGGGGUCUUUAAGCGGGUGUAUAGACGGAGGGGCUUUAGUCGUCUCUCCGGGGCGUAAGAUGGAGGAAGAAAAGGCGGCAGCAUACUACGAUGAGCUGACACGUAAAGGAGAAGGCGCCGCAAGAUUCAAGCAAGGUCUUGGCUUUUCUUCAUCUUCCAACUCAAAUGACGCCGUUCCCACCCGUGGCUCUGCUCUUGCUUCUUUCUCUUCGUUUCUGAGUAGUUUUGUCAGAGCAUCAAGCCCCUCCAAAACCACCCAGUUCGAAAAACAAGCUCAGCUUCAAACUAUCCAAAACAAGCUCAAGAAGAAACCUAAACACGAGACAAGUUAUGACAAUAGCAUUUCUUCUAGUUUUUCAAAAGGAAAAACCAGAGGAAGCCCAAGUCCAAGUCCCGAAAAGCCUUCGAGCCGGAGAAACCGAAGUCCAAGCCGGAAUUCAAAGCGUCGGAGCCGGAGCAGAGAUAAAGAGAGGCAUUCGAGACGCCGAAGCCGGAGUCGAAGCCGAAGUGAUUAUGGGUCGAAGCGUCCAUAUAGGUCUAGAAGUACAAGUAGAGAUAAACAUAGGGAAAGGGAAAGACAAAAAGAGCGGGAUCGAAGAUCAGACAAGGUUGGGAAAGAUAGAGGAUCUACGAUAGAUUAUAGCAAAUUGAUUCAAGGUUAUGAUAACAUGACUCCAGCUGAAAGAGUCAAAGCCAAAAUGAAACUUGAACUUUCAGAAAGUGCUCGAAAAGAUGAAACAAAAGGCAUGGGCUCUGGAUGGGAGCGUUUUGACUUCGACAAGGAUGCCCCUUUGGAUGACGAGGAGAUUGAAGACAGAAAGGCUCUUUUAUUUGCUGAUACUGAUACACAGUUGACUGCUUCAGCUGUAGAAGAUGAUGGUGCUUUAGUCAAUCACAUUGGCAAAAGCUUUCGGUUUUCUGCGGUGGAGACUAGGAGGGAGGAACAAAUCAAGGCUGCUCAUGAUGAGGCUAUUUUUGGAGCUCCCUCGCUUCUGCCACUUCCACCUUCCACUGAAAUAGAUGAUGGAACCGAAGAGGAUAAUGGCAAAAAGGACCUCUCUGAAAUUGCCCCUGCCACAAGUCUCAUCAGUGGACAGGCACUGGCAAUGCAACAAGGCUCUUGGCGUGAUCGUGCACGUAGAUCAUGAGUUCUGUGAAUGCUUGGAAGAUUUUUUAAAACAAAGUGAUGUGAUCACGCCUAAUACUCUGUUUAUGCCAAUGGAGGAUUUUUGGUUUUCUGCUUCUCUUGUAUCGGUUGUUGCCCGUUGCUUUUGUGGUGGUGCAAGUUCCUCGUUUUCUAACGGAUAAAUUGUGGAGAAGGGAAUUUAUGGAGUUGGGCUUUCAACUUUAAAAUAUCCAUUGUAGGUAUCUGUGUGUGAUGUGCUAAUUUUAUGAUGGAGAACUAACAUGUAUUAACAUAGUGCAGGUAAUUUCUGUAAAUAUUUCUCUUUGGUACUCUGAAUUUCGAAUUCAGCCCUUGUAUACUGCUGUAUGUGGAUAUCUAGUAUAGUGCUUUGGCUA